Molecule: messenger RNA, 1032 nt
Organism: Orbicella faveolata
Lineage: Eukaryota; Metazoa; Cnidaria; Anthozoa; Scleractinia; Merulinidae
Product: adenosine receptor A1-like
Biological process (GO): G protein-coupled receptor signaling pathway
Cellular component (GO): plasma membrane
Molecular function (GO): G protein-coupled receptor activity
Source: RefSeq, a predicted model, not a curated record
AUGGCAAAGGAAAACUCAACGGGUGAAGAUUACGACUUCUAUCUUCGGGUCAUAAAUGUUCCUGAGUUCUGGCUUGGUUUAGCUACAACAGGCUUUGCGAUGUCUGCAGUAACUUUUGUAUCGAACGCCAUUCUGCUCUUCAUUAUUUACAAGGACCCUCGACAGUCGUUUCGCACGGCGCCAAGUUUCCUAAUCGCCAAUCUGAGCGCAUCCGAACUUUUGCUUGGAAUUGUAGUUGUGUUUCCCGUGGCCUUGAGAGAUGUGUUGCGGUACCUUCAAUUGCCUCUGUCUCACGCUGGUCUGCUGAAAGCUAUUAUCUACAUCAUUGUUUCCACGACGCUGUUUGUUAGCAGGUUCACUUUGAUCGCGAUGUCCUUGACUUGUUACAUUGCGAUCAACAACCCCAUGUUCUACAGAACCACGAUUACCGAGAAAAGAAUCAAAAUUCUGAUUGCGUCGAUAUGGAUUGUAGCUCUGCCAAUUUCGCUUCUUCCGGCAACGAAUUUAGCGGAGAAGACGUACACACUGAUUUACCUUCACACUCACGUCUCGCUUCCCGCCAUUGUUCUGACGCUCGCGUAUAUUAACGUUUUUCGCGCGUUCUCGAGACGCAAACAAGACGCUCGUGUCAGCUUCAAAAAUUCACGGAUAGACAAAAGACAUACGUUGGCGCGGGAAAGAAAUAUGGCCAUCACUAUCAUAACCAUUCUGGUGUUGUUCUUUAUCACGUGCGUUCCUCUCUAUACCACGUUACAUUUGCUAUACCUCUGCAAGACAUGCCAAAAGUCGGUCACGUUUCAUAAAAUUGACGUUGUUGCAUCACGUUUGUUGUUCAUCAGUUCUUCAAUUGAUCCAUUCAUCUACGCCUGGAGGGUUCCAAAAUAUCGCCAAGCACUGCGCGAUUGUUUCAACAUUCUAAAACACAGCUUAACAUCCAGAUUUAGGUCAAAUCUAAAUGUGGGGUUGUCCUUUUCGAGGAAAAGUACGACAAACAUUAACAGUUCCUCGUCUUGUUUGAGCGCUGUAAAGUAG